AUGGAUAUUGUCAAAUCCGUCGGAAAUCUAAACUGGAAAGCCUAUUUCGAGCGCGAGUCAGGAGGGAGAAAGGGGAGAGCCCGAGCUCAUUGCGAAAAGAACCAGCAAGUCGAUCCCGGUUCCACAGAGGCCAUGAGCCCUGGCCAGAGCUCUGUCAAGGGAGAAGUAGCGGAGACGCUCCAGGUCAAGUUCCCUGUCCAAGUGGGUGUGAAGACAAGCGUGGAGGUCGGAAGUUGGGGGUUGGAAGGGGAAAACGGCGGAGCCGGAAGAUCAAACGUCUGA
Molecule: messenger RNA, 282 nt
Organism: Penicillium argentinense
Lineage: Eukaryota; Fungi; Ascomycota; Eurotiomycetes; Eurotiales; Aspergillaceae
Exons: 2
Coding region: 1-282 (93 amino acids)
Source: RefSeq, a predicted model, not a curated record